Molecule: messenger RNA, 1137 nt
Organism: Aplosporella prunicola CBS 121167
Lineage: Eukaryota; Fungi; Ascomycota; Dothideomycetes; Botryosphaeriales; Aplosporellaceae
Exons: 1
Coding region: 264-1025 (253 amino acids)
Source: RefSeq, a predicted model, not a curated record
CGAGAGGAGGCGGUCGAGCUUGUGGAGUCCGUUGGAGAGGUAGAGGGGUUGAGGUUGGAUGUCUUUCUUUUGCGGGUGCGAAGGUUUUGCCUUGGUAUUGCAUCGGUGGCCUACUUGGAGUUUUGUGAGCGUGGAAGUAAAAGGGGUUGGUGAGUAUAGUUGCUGGGGGAUGCGGUGGUUACUCCGUCUGGUUAUAUUUUGCUGGCUCUUGGUUGGUGGUGGGUGAUGAAGGGGAAAUUCGGUCCUGGUCAGCGCUGGUUGCUAUGGAAAAUCAUUUGAUCUUAAUCGGGGGUUUCUCGUUCGGCAAGAACUGGAUGCGGUUUUGUUUUGUUUGGGUGCCUAAGUUGUUCUUGCUGUACCUUGGAAUGCGAAUCCGGAUGGUAUUUGGUGGUGUUUGGCGUGCCGGACGACUGGUUUUUGUUAAAAUUGGAAGAGGAAUAAGACUUGAAGUAUCAAAUAGAACGAGAACAUACCCUACCUUAUCCUAUAGCACCAUCGUAAAUAUCAGCUGCAUACCUCAACAACCUUACCAUCUCUCUACCAACAUCCCUCCAAACCCACCCACACCCCCCACCAACACCAAUCCCACCUCAAACAAACCCUCUCAUCUCCUCUCACUACACACCCGCACCACUCACACCCCUCAACCUCGCCCCCAUCCAACCUCUGAAACCGGCUCCACCCAUCCACCCAUUCACCGCCACCACCAACACCCGCCAAGCGCGCAUCAACCACGGAACAGCAAACAAGCACGGCCACGCGCAAAACAGUCGCGCGGACGCGGCGCAGGGCGCAGUGGAGGUCGCGGCGUCGUGUGGUGUCGUGACAAUGGUACCGCGGAGCAGAACGCGGUUGCCAGUGCGACAGGAGCAGGGCAUUGGGCAAGAGCAGGAUUCGUGGGAGUGAUGGGAGUGGUAGCCGCGGCCCAGGUUUUUUUUUUCUUGCACGCUUUCGCUCCUCGCUGUUUGCGGCGCGAGGCAGAGAGCGCUAGCGUUCUUCAGGCAGAGCUGUCCUACUCUAGGUAGUCUCGUGGCGCGCCCAAUGACGGCAUCAUCCUGGACCUUGGGCUCGGGUACAUGGAUGGCUAGUAUUCUAGAGGAUGCAAGCAAGAAGUGCGUGAGUGUGAAUGAGUGUGAA